Helicoverpa zea (corn earworm) is the source of this 3680-nucleotide messenger RNA. RefSeq names its product arrestin domain-containing protein 17-like. Gene Ontology annotation, cellular component: cytoplasm. Gene Ontology annotation, biological process: protein transport. The coding region runs from base 105 to 1862 and encodes 585 amino acids. The transcript has 8 exons. The record is from RefSeq and is a predicted model, not a curated record. NCBI's taxonomy places the organism in Eukaryota, Metazoa, Arthropoda, Insecta, Lepidoptera, Noctuidae.
CAAUUUAAAGUUUUGAAACGUCAAAAUCGGAAACGUCAGUUUCAUAUUGUAAGUAAAGGGUGGGGUGUCGCUGUGAUUUUUGAAGAAAUUAUUUAUAUUUUAAGAUGGGAUUUGAUGACGGACAGAUAAUUUUAGACAGUGAUAAUGGAGCUUACUUUGCCGGUCAAACGGUUUUCGGGCGUUUGGUUUUCUCCCAGGGUAAAGUGAAAACUAUUCAUGGUAUCUUCGUGGAUAUAAAGGGCUUCUGCAAAGUCCACUGGACCACAUCCCACACUCGCAGAGUAAACGAUCGUACGGAAACCUAUACAGUGAGCCAUGAUUCCCAUGAAGAAUAUUUCAGGAGGAAAACCUUUUUGUUUGGCGGUGAAAGCGGUGACCACCACCUCCAACCGGGCAACCAUGAGUUCAGGUUUGACUGUCCCAUCCCGGUCAACGUGCCGUCAUCGUUCGAAGGCUCGCACGGUCACAUCAGAUACCGUAUCAAGGUGAAGAUGCUCACAACUGGCAUCUUCUCGUCCAAUAAGGAAAAGAUGGUCCCUAUUAGGGUACAUGCGCCACUGGAUCUGAAUUUGAAUCCUUAUUGUAAGGAGCCGAUAGAAUACGAGUUGUCCAGCACUUACUGCUGCUGGUGCGUGAGCGCGGGCUCCUCGCAGGUGAUGGUGCGUCUGCCAGUGGGGGGGUACUGCCCCGGCCAGGUCAUACCCAUGGAGGUGGCCUGCAAGAACGACAGCAACGUCGAGAUCGAUGAAAUUAAAUUCGCUAUUAAAAAGGACGUGACAUACAUGGCGGAAUGCGAGCCUGGCACCCGUAACGACCACGACACGGUCGCAGAGAUCAAGAAGGGACCUAUCCCUGGACACACUACACGCAACUGGACCGUAGACUUCGAGGUGCCAGCCAUGGACAUAUACAACGUCAAUGCCAGCCGGUUCAUUGACAUUAAUUAUCAUUUUAAGGUGUCCACCGAAGUCGGCGGCUGUCAUGAGGGUACAGAGGAAACCCAUCCUAUUAUAUUUGGCACCAUCCCCUUAGUGGGCUUCCAAGAUAAUAUACAGAACCCUCUUCACGAUCAAAUGCCAGUUCAGGGAGGCAAUACGUACCCUCCCCCACCAAUCAUAAAUCAACCGCUAUCCAGCUCGCCAUACCCUAAUAACAAUGCUUACCCCAAUAAUACGCCUUACCCAGGCGGUGCCCCCGGUUACCCGACCACUCCAAAUAUGGGCAGAACUUCGCCUUAUCCUCAAGGAAAUCAGUCUUUCCCCAACGUUUCUCCUUACCCACCGAACCAGCCUUAUCCCGGCGGAAAUUCGCCUUACCCUGGCGCAAAUCCCCCUCCACCUGGAACUUCGCCUUACCCUGGCGCAAAUCCCCCUCCCCCUGGCACUUCGCCUUACCCUCAAGGAAAUUCGCCAUACUCUCAAGGUAAUUCGCCAUACCCUGGUGGUAAUCCGCCUUACCCUGUUGGUAAUUCUCCUUACCCUACGAAUACGCCGUACUCUACGGAUAAUCCUUCUCAUGGGGCAAGUCCCGUACCUCCGUACCCUGGCGUGGGGCAGAGUCCCGCGCCUCCUUAUCCUGCUGUGACGACAACUACUACGUUGAAGACGGGUAACUUCGGCUUCAUAGCUGGAGGGGAUGCUGAGGCCAGCGUGCCACUGUUACCGCCAGGGGCCAAUGUACCUUACCCCGCUAGUCCCCCGACGAACCCGUACGCCACCGCUUCCGCGCCUGUGCCGUCCACACCCGGCACCGACGAGAAAAAGCCUCCGUUAGAUAACACCCCGGACGCUAACUCAAGCUCUCCGCCUUACAAUCCGGAUUACAUGAAGAAUAGCGAGAAAAAAGACGAGAAAACUAAUUAAUACUACUACCUCAAAUAUUAAAUGUCUUAUUCCUAAUAAAAUCGUUCGCGUAAGAAACAAUCUUCCAAAAAGAUUAUCGAAUUGACAGACUUGUUCAUUUGUGUUUUCUGUCAAACUUGCAAGAAUUGUAAAAUGGAAAACGGGUAACGAUUGGUAUUAUGAAUGAGACAGUAUAAUAAAUAACAUACGUAUUAACACCUCAGUCGUAACUGCAUUUACAAGUCGCCAACCAUCUAUAUAAGUACGAAGAAAAGUUGGCAAAAAAAUGCUUGAGAAAAGGCUCUGAAAGGCUGGACCGAUUUCAGAAAUUAAAUAAGUAAAGAUUAAGCAGAUGUGUAUGUGAAAAGUGGCAUAGUAUGAUAGCGACUCUACAUUUAUUACUAAGUGAUUUCACUUAAUUAAAAAUUGUUUGAAGCAUUUAUUUUUCUAACGUAAUAUUACAAGCAAAUUAACGACCUCUGAUGUGUUUAUAAGAUAGAAUGAUAUGAUCUCGAUUGGUUUAAGUUUUGGAGGGUAGGCAGCUAUUGUUUCAAAAACAUGCUAUGUUCGUGUCAUCUCAAUGCAACGUAAGCCUACCUAGGAUUGAAAGGAUGAUAAAUUAAGUAAUAUUUAAAUUAUGAUAGGAAACGCAACAAUCACAAUUACAUACUUUUACAUCACAUUUAUACCCCAAGAAAAGGGAACUCUUAUUGAUUACAAGUCAUGGAUAAAAUUGCAAAAAUGAGUAGGCAAGCAUACGUGUAGAAUUAAAUUGUCUUCCUUCAUACUCUGUCUAGAGACUGGUCAAUGCUAAUAAGGUGCUGAAAAUUUGGUCUAUGAAAUAUAAGAUUUGUCAAACAAGCACUUCCCAGUGUUGCCAAUUAUAUGAAACAUCUACCUCUUAAAUACUUAAAUAAGAACCGUCUUAAUGUGCCUAAUACUUAAAAUUACAAAUACAGUGAAUUCUUCUACUCGCCUUAAAGUUUUUAUAUGUAGUUCAGAUAUUUACUCGUCGUUUUUAAAGAUUAUUAUAUUUCUUAGGUUAAGAAUAAAGUCAAUGUUUAGGCUUUCAUAAUAAUAAGAGCUUUUAUAUUUUAUUUUAUUGAAUUUUGAUGAUUGAUAUAUUUUUACAAUUUUGAUAUUUUUGCAGCAUUUCAUAUAUUAUGUCGUUAGUAAUAAGCACAAUGUUAUAUUCAUGUUAUAAAUUAUAUUAUAUAAUUAUAAGUACAUACAGACAUAUAGGUGAGUUUUUGAGCAGCUAUUUCGAAUAAAACCACCUGUAGUCUAUCUGUUUACUUACAUGUGUUACCUAAAAUUUAUAUUUUUGAAGAGUAUUUUCAAUAUAUUUGUCUUUAGUAUUCUUUUCUUUCUUCAUAGUCUUGUUAUGGUGCUUCUAUUGAAUAGAAUAAGGUUCUUUAAUUUCGUUAAAUCUAUUUUGUACAUUUUUUACCUCUUUAUGACUUCGCAACUAUUUUCUCAAUUUUUCAAGUUAAACGUUUAGAAUGGUAGGUACAAUUGUUACGUAUAUUUAUGUAUAAUGCCUAGUCAGUAGAAAAAAUAAUUGUAAAACGUCUUCUAACCGGGAUGUGCCUUUGUUUAUUAUAUUUAAUUAAGAAAAAUGCAUUUAUUGAUAACUUUUCGAUUUUGGAUGAAAUCCUGGUCGUAAUAAGUGUUCCUGUAAGCCUUAAUUCUGUACAAAUAAGAUAAAUGUAAUUUAACGACAAUAUUCAAGUAAAAAAGUACAAACAUGCCUUAUACAGUUUUCUGUGCAGUUGUAACAAACUCGAAUAUUUUGUUAUGAUUCUUUUGACUUUUGAAAUAAAGACGUGCUAUGAUUAA